CAUUUCUGCUUUUUCUCCACCAUCGAGGUAUGUGAGGUUCAUUCUUCUUCACCAUGUCUUCUCACAAGACUUUCAGGAUCAAGAGGUUCCUAGCCAAGAAACAAAAGCAGUAUCGGCCCAUUCCCCAAUGGAUUCGGAUGAAAACUGGUAAUAAAAUCAGGUACAACUCCAAGAGGAGACACUGGAGAAGAACCAAACUGGGUCUAUAACGAAUCACGCAGGACAUUGGAGAAGAACCAAAACUGGUUAUAUAUGG
Molecule: messenger RNA, 256 nt
Organism: Pteronotus mesoamericanus
Lineage: Eukaryota; Metazoa; Chordata; Mammalia; Chiroptera; Mormoopidae
Product: 60S ribosomal protein L39-like
Exons: 1
Coding region: 54-209 (51 amino acids)
Biological process (GO): translation
Cellular component (GO): cytosolic large ribosomal subunit; ribosome
Molecular function (GO): structural constituent of ribosome
Source: RefSeq, a predicted model, not a curated record